AUGACGGCCGACUCCAGGAAACGAGACCAGCUGGACCCCGCCGUCCCGGUCACUCGCCAACAGACCACCGCCGAAAGCGACAAGAAAGACCCAGAAACCAUCUUUAAUGUUCCCGCCAAGGGAGUGCCUUUCUUCACGCCCGAGCAGAACCCUCCCUCGGGCACGGCCGUGGACCCCCAACCCUCGGGAAAACCCAUCCCCAAGGUCUUCACCCCGCUCAAGAUCCGGGGCAUCACCAUGCAGAACCGUAUAUGGGUGAGCCCCAUGUGCCAGUACAGCGCCCAUGAGGGGUUCCACACUUUGUGGCAUACCACUCAUUACGGCGGGAUGGCUCAGCGUGGACCCGGCCUCGUGAUGAUAGAAGCCACUGCUGUCCAGGCCAACGGCCGAAUCACCCCAGAGGACUCCGGCAUCUGGCUCGACGCCCACGUAGACGGCCUCAGGAAACACGUCGAAUUCGCCCACAGCCAAAACGGCCUCAUUGCCAUCCAGCUCGCCCACGCCGGUCGCAAGGCCUCCACCGUCGCCCCCUGGAUGGGCUGGGCGUCGACCGCCACCAAGGAAGCCGGCGGCUGGCCCGACAACGUCUACGGACCUUCGGAUAUCCGCUUCUCCGAGGGGUUCCCGACGCCCCGCGCCAUGACGAUUGCGGAGAUCGAGCAACUCAAGGAGGAUUUCGUCCUGGGUGCUAAGCGUGCCAUCGCUGCUGGGUUUGAUGUCAUUGAGCUGCAUUUCGCUCACGGGUAUCUCGUUUCUAGCUUCCUUUCGCCAGCAAGUAACAAGCGAACGGACAAGUACGGAGGUAGCUUCGAGAACCGCUCCCGUCUAGCCCUCGAGCUUGUUGAGGCCGUCCGAGCCGUGAUGCCCGACGAUAUGCCUCUUUUCGUCCGCAUCAGCGCUACCGAGUGGCUUGACACGAACCCCCAGUACGAGGGUGAGAGCUGGACCCUCGACCAGAGCAUCGAACUAGCCAAGUUGUUCGCCGAGCGCGGAGUCGACGUUCUUGACGUCUCCACUGGUGGAAACAGCGCUCUGCAAAAGGUCAAGGGCGGUCCCGGCUACCAGGCCCCCUUCGCCAAGGCCAUCAAGAAAGCAGUCGGCGACAAGAUGCUCGUCAGCACUGUUGGCAACAUCGCCACAGGUACCUUGGCCGAGGAGUUGAUUGUCGGAGGCAAGGAUGAGAACGACACGCCCGUCGACCUCGUCGGUUCCGGUCGUAUGUUCCAGAAGAACCCUGGUCUUGUUUGGCAGUGGGCCGACGAGCUCCAGACUUCCGUGCAGCUGGCGCAUCAGAUUGGUUGGGGCUUCGUUGGAAGGGGUGGAAAGACGGUGACGCUGAGGACGAAUAUCCCGUAG
Molecule: messenger RNA, 1356 nt
Organism: Scedosporium apiospermum
Lineage: Eukaryota; Fungi; Ascomycota; Sordariomycetes; Microascales; Microascaceae
Product: putative NADPH dehydrogenase C23G7.10c
Exons: 2
Coding region: 1-1356 (451 amino acids)
Cellular component (GO): intracellular anatomical structure
Molecular function (GO): NADP binding; FMN binding; NADPH dehydrogenase activity
Source: RefSeq, a predicted model, not a curated record